GUAUAAUAUUUUGAUUAUAAUAUUUGCGUCAAUCAAUACAAUAGCAGUAAUACUGUAAUAUUGUAUUUGAUUUAUAAAUAGUUGUCAUAACUAUCAACAAAACGCUUGACUGAAACCAAACUUUUUUUUAUGUUAUUUAAUGAAACAACAAAAUCAGUGAAACAGCUAUUAGUUUGUCAUCAAAAACCCACAAAACAUGUCUCAAAACUAAUAGUUAUUUUAACUUAACUUUACUUUUAGUCACUAAAAAGCAAACACUUGUUGCGUGUGUUUUGUGUGUUAUAUAUCCGACUAUUAAGACACUUGUUGUACACUAAAUGUAUUGAUUAGUUGAUCCAAUCGACAGUUAAUUGGAUCCAUUAGUUGAUAGUGUUUGAAGUGAUUUAGUAAAUAAACUGAAGAAGUAAUGCUUCGUUUCUUUUCCAAACGAUUUCGUGUUAACAGACAUGAUAUCAAUCGCCGAAACGAUGCCAAUCGCUGGUCAUCGGGAGCACAAUCUGGUCAGCAGUCAGCUACUGGUCAGCAACAGGUGCCGACUAAUCUCAAGCAUUAUAUUCAUUGCAAAGUAUUACUUUUGGACGGAACCGAUGUCUCAUUGUUUAUGCCGAAGAAGUCAUUGGGCGGGGAAUUGUUUGACGAGUUAUGCGAUAAGAUAUCACUGACUGUCGAGAAUGACUACUUUGGUCUCCAAUACACUGAUAUGACAUCGCAGUCGCAUUGGUUGGACUACACCAAAGAGAUCCGAAAACAAGUCAAAAUUGGUCCGCCAUUUACUUUCCGUCUUAGAGUCAAAUUUUAUUCAUCGGAUCCAAACAAUCUUAAAGACGAGUACACAAGAUAUUUGUUUUUUCUUCAGUUAAAGCAAGACAUCCAAACGGGUCGUCUCCCGUGCACUGUUGAGGUGGGAUCUGCUUUGGCCGCACUAUGUCUUCAGUCAGAAUUAGGUGAUUACGAUGAGUCCGAACACAACUUGACUCUCAUCUCUGAGUUCAGAUUUGUUCCGACUCAGACUGAAGAACUCGAAGAUCAGAUACUCAAAGAGUGGAAAGCAUUGAAACCGAGUCCGAGUCCAGACAUGAAUUCAGCCAAUAAUAAGGACAAACCCGAGACGACAAUGCCUAUGGACUCGGCCACUGCCGAAGCUAAUUACCUAAAUAAAGCCAAAUGGCUUGAGAUGUAUGGCGUAGAUAUGCAUAUAGUGCUCGGAAAAGAUGGCAAUGAAUACAGUUUGGGAUUAACUCCGACCGGAAUUUUAGUAUUUGAAGGCAAAACAAAAAUCGGACUUUUCUUUUGGCCAAAAAUAACUCGACUCGACUUUAAGGGCAAGAAAUUGACAUUAGUUGUGGUCGAGGACGACGAUGAGGGCCGGGAACAGGAACACACAUUUGUCUUUAGACUGCAUACGGCAAAAAUAAGUAAACACUUGUGGAAGUGUGCUAUAGAGCACCACACCUUCUUUCGGCUUAAAACUACGGCCCAAACGGGAAGUGCUAAACAACGGCAAAACUUUGUCCGAAUGGGAUCAAGAUUUCGGUAUUCGGGACGAACUGAAUUCCAGACUCAAAUACAACAGCAAAGAGUCGCACAGUUAGCACAACAACGAAAAUUCGAGAGACGCCCGUCUCAGAGGUAUACCAGUCGUCGAUCAACUGUUCGACAACCAGACAGGUUUAAUAAGACUACAAACGAUUCGACAAAAGCUAAAACUACUGUUACAUCGAGUUUGACAAAUACCACAACAACAACAACAACUACUACUACUACUGCUACUUCUAAUACUUCCACUACUAAUACAACAACGACCACAACUACACAUAUAGCACGUCCUCGUCUUAAACCAGUGCCUCCAGUGGUACCGCCCACAGCUGAAGAACGUCUUGAUAAUUUAAUUAAGUCGUUAACUAAGGGUGAAACCACUCCAACUGCCAAUGAGUUACUUCCCGGACAGACCAAUACCGAUACAAAGGCUUCGUCGACAUCAAAGACAAACUCAAUUUCCGAUGACAUGGAAGACGCCAUUUCUAAACUUAAAAAUCUAGACUCAGUUUCUAAUUGUUCUUCUCAUUCAAACAAAUCACAAAUGAAUGGUAAGACACCGCAAAUAAAUUGCAAAAGUGCUUCAUCGAGUGCCGGUGCCGUCCAGACCAUAGUUGUCGGUCCAUCAAUAAUAGUGCCAAACAAUCAAAACACAAAUGUUGUUUCUAAACCCAAGAUAGCUAUUCCUGACAUGAAAUGCAAUAUUUUAAAGGCUAAAGAAGCUAAUCUACAGAACCAACCUCUCAAACAAAAAGCCAAAUGUGGUACUUGUAAUACAGCAGCUCAUGAGGAAGACACUAACACUGCGUCUUCAUCGCCAAUUGUGACCAUCACUAAUGGUCAUAACCACAGCCACAUUAAAAACGAACACAAAAUAAUUAAAGAAAAACCUGAUGAACACCGACACCAACCACAACAACAUAACGAUGAUGAAGACGAAGACGAUGAUAAUGUCCCACUUCUAAGCGUUGAUGAUAUCAAUAAUAUAACUGUUAUACCUGUAAACAAUGGUAUAGUUACUAAUGGGAACUCUAACUGUGAUUCAACCAAAAAUAGUAAAAUAGAGGAUAAAGAAAAUCAGAAAAUAAAUGAAAAACAAAUAUUGAAGACAUCAAAGACAUCAUCGAAAGUGACAACAAAGACAACUACUAACGCAUUGAAAUCAGCUUUGAAAACGCAACCUAAAGAGGAAGUGUCUAAAGAAGAGGUACCCAAAGAGGAAGAGCCAGGUGUGGACAGUGAUGUCGACUCCACUUUGGUUGAGACAUCAUUUGCAUCAUCUAAUCCGGUCACCCGUUCGUUGUCGACGGUCACUGCCAAAGGCAAAGACAAAGAGGUUAAGAAUAAAGAGACAAAAGUCAAAGAUCAUGGAUCCAACACUAGAAGGAGUACUUCAAUGAACUCAAUGCAGACCAGGAGGACAGUAAUGACCACUGAGUUGUAAAGAUUGACUGAUUGACUGACUGACAAACUUCUUAAGUAAAUGAUUCAGAUAUUUAAAUGACUGAAAUUUCAAUGACCGGUAUUUUAAGCAUUCCAUUCAUUAGUAUUUAUAAACAAUUUAUUAUUAUUAUUCAAAUAACACAAAAAUGCAAUUUUCAUAUAUUAUAACUUUUAUCAACACUUUUAUCACAUUUCAAAAUCCAUUUUAUUUCGGACCAGUUGUGAAACAUUUUUAAAACACAUU
This is a messenger RNA of Oppia nitens, 3223 nucleotides long. Its product is annotated as band 4.1-like protein 5. The coding region runs from base 407 to 2980 and encodes 857 amino acids. The transcript is spliced from 4 exons. The record is from RefSeq and is a predicted model, not a curated record. Lineage: Eukaryota; Metazoa; Arthropoda; Arachnida; Sarcoptiformes; Oppiidae. Gene Ontology annotation, cellular component: cytoskeleton.